AGACAGAGCGGCGGGGCCUGAGCGGUGGAGGCAGAGAGUGCUGUCUGUCUGUCGGAGUUACCCCUGAAGUGAUGUGUGAACGGUAAGUAAUGGAACCCAUUUGUAGCUGAGUUCUGGUUUGGACCAUCGGGGUAAUGCUUUCCCGUGUUUCACUUGGUUGCUUCAAGGGUUCUGUGGAGCUGGAUACCAGCAGUCGUUAGUGUAUAUACUUAAGGUAGUGUUUAUAAGCCCUAAAUGAUCCUAUACAACAUCCAUAGGUGGCUGUUUAUUCUUUAUCCUUACACAUUUCAGAGUUUUAUGUCAGCGACAUUUUCCUCGCAAUCUAAAGACGUAUGCUUGAAAACAAGAGGUUUCCAGGCACCAAAAAGAAGUGCUAUGACUACUUAUAUUAAAAACAACUGCAACAGUUAGGAAUUAUAAACUCUUAAUGUUUAGUUUUGCAGGCAAUUUCUUGGCAAACAAGUUUUUCUAAGGCUGUCUUGGUAACACUGACAAUGAUAACGUAGUAUCAUCAUACGUUAUCUUUUCUUUCUAAGGGUUGUCUGAAGAUUCCUGUCCUAGAGCAAAGUAACUCGUGCUUUUUGCAGUGGACUGUGCAUUUGUCAUACAGCCUAUAUGACCGUAUGAGUUUUUCCUUCGAGUUUCAGUGGAAUAGUAUUUUUCCAUCUUCAGCUCAUUAAAACUUGGCUUUGUUUGAGGUACUGAUUAUUCUUUGUAUCUAUUUUUAAUACAUUUUCCAUGGUCUAAUUUUGAGAACCAUUGUUGCGAAGGAAGUGUUGCCAGGGAAUUAAAAAGAUGGGGUGAAAGAAGGGAAUGCCAACCUGUCUUCCAUUGCCUUGGUGUGUAGGGGACUCUCAGAUGUGCUCAGUGUCUUCCACUAUUCGGUAGUGAUGUAAGUACUGAGAAAGUACACGUUGCAUAUAAAUGGUAAAGCAGAAGAUGAGCUGCGAAGCAGGUUAUCUUACUUAAUGACGCAGUAGUCUAAGGGGUAUAUAGAAGUGGGUCUUUUCUCUUCUGGAAAGCAGAUAUCAUGCUUUGGAGAAUGGAGAAGUGCAAAUCAGAAAGGUUUUCAAACAGAAGUCUAAACCGCAUGGCUCCAGUGUUUGGAGGUCUGAAGAGGUGAUGAGCGAUUCUGAGCCUUUAAAGUGUCUUGUAUAAGUAACACUGUGCUCACCUGUAGAGUUGUUUGCAGUAAAAAAAAGAAAGCUAAAACACUUAAUAUGAGUUCCUUGAUGACUUUCUUGCGAUGCCAGUCCUGUUGUUAAUACUUGGCUGCGUGAUGUACCUUUUGCAACAUGUCAAAAGCAUCGUCAGAAAAUACUUUCAGUAUUCUGUACUGAAAUCUUAAUUUGUUAUGUGUGUGGAUGCACACUUCUAGUGAGUGAGUUCUUCAGUAUCAAACUUAGUAAGGUCAGCAUUACACAGUAGAAUAAGUCAGUAUCUUGUUUGAUUUCACGGUGAGAAUUUGAGGUAAAUUUGGGUUCCUGUGCUGUUGUGAUAUGGAGGUAACGUUUUGGUUCAUCUGGGGGGAAAUGUUUUGGCACUUUCAGACUGACGUGCUUUGGGUGAUAAAGAAGUGAGUUUUAUAUACUCUGAUUCACGGGAGCUCCGUUAUGUAAGAACACUUAUUGUGGGACAUCAGUGGGGACGUUAGAAGUAUUCAGAAUUUCUUGGAGGGAUAAAAUGUAGUUUUAAAGGGAUUGGUAUUCUUCUGAGCUCUCCUUAUCUCAGGUAGGUGCGUACCGUGGCUGUCAGCCAUGUAUGCUUUGAUGACAAGUAGUAUUUUUCAUAAUGAUUUAAUUAGGAAUUUGCAAAAUGUUGCUGUUAGCCAUGAUCCUCAGCUUUUCAUUUUUCUUUGAAGGACGUGUAACUCUAAAGGAUGCCUCUUAUGAAUCUGGCUGGUUUAUUUUUUUUAGGGCCCUGACUAGGCUUGGUUCCUAAUACUAAAUAAAUUUGUUUUUCUAGCAUCAGCUUGAUAAGUCUCAAAGUGGGAUGCUCACGUAUGGGCCUGCUUGGCAAACAGGAGCGAGCCGCUGUGAGGAGCCACCUGCAACUGUGCCUCACCAUCAGCGUGUGUGCAGUCCUGCCUGCAGCAGUGCUGGGCCCAUACAUGCCAGGGUGUACCUGCGUCUGGUUCUUAAAGCAGAACCUUUUUGUGAGGUGUGUUUUAAAGCUCAGUAGACGAAGCAUCAUCUGCAGGCCAUGCUAUUAAUGUCAUCAGCAAAGAGCCUGGAGGGGAAUAGCGUAGGCUACGAGCGAAGAAACAGCGGUAGUAAAAUCUGUUGAUAGUAGGAUGUGCUUAAUGGAUUGUUUCAUGACUGCCUGCAAGAAAUAAGGGAGGCAAUAUUCAGGUGGGAUUGUUUUGAAGAACACUGCGAUACGCGACCAUGAAGUUAGCUGUAAUUUUACUUUAUUUUUUAAAUAGGUAAAAAUGAGAGGAGCAUUGAUAAUGAGAGCUGGUGAGGAAAGAAGAACGAAGCUGGAUGUAGGGAAAUGCAUGCUGACUUCAUUCUGCAGUACUGUGCUUUUUUAAAAUAGAAGGCAAACAUUGAAGUUUUGAUUCAACUUUUCUCAGGUUACCUCAUUUGUGGGGUUGCUCCGUUUGUCUGUCCCUCCCACUCAGCAGCGUGUGCAUAUAAAUGUAUAUGUAUGUAUGUAAAGUUCACGUAGUUAACUUUGAAUUCAGAAAUUAAGCAUUUAACUUACAUACAUGGGAACUUUCAUCAGAAAGAAUUAGAUUGCAAAGUCUGGUCCUUCAAGCCUCAUAAAAUUGUAACCGGGUACAGGAAACGUGUCAGAAUUAUUGCAGCCUCUCAGAGAAGAACUGCUCAGAGCUGAUGUGGGAUGGAUUCUGCAGCCUGUGAGCACAUGCAGGCUUGCAGAGUGUCUGCACCACUGCUCUCUUCCCUGGAGCAGGAGAGAGUGAGAGAGCGACUUGUGAAGAGAUGUGGAAAAACGGGAAGGAAGUUGAGGGUCAUCGUGGUGUGGGAGAAAUAUUAAGCAACAGAAGAAGAGAGCUGCAGGAAACCAGUUUUUAUUAGCUCUGCCGUUCCUAGAAAAUAUGUCUGUGCUUAUGAUCAGCAGUGGUUUUUUUGGUGGAUCCGAAUGAACUUGCUUAGUCUCAGCUAGUUGGGUGUUUUGGGGGGAUUGGCAGGAGGGAACUCCAAUUGGAAUCUCAUCUCAUGCCGUGCUUCAGCUGAGCAGUUGCUCUUUGUGUGCAUUGAUGUAACUGUCCGUGGCUCAGCAACAGAUUCCAGUGCAGUACUUAAUUUUGUAAUGUGCUUCUAAAAAUAAGCACCUAGUCUUAUGUAACACCUCUUGCAUUGUUAGCACCUAAAGCCUUCAUCCCCACCGGCACGAAGUGAAGUACAAUUGCAUCCUACCUGAUUUUUUUCAGCGUGGGUAUUUACAUCUGAAAUAUGUUCCCUGACAAUGUCUGUGGCCAGACAGUAUUUUUGCUUGUGUUUCAGGAAUACCAACAACCUGGUUUGCACAGUUGGAUGAGUUACUCCCCUCCAUUUGCUGUUCUGCAGCAUCAUUUUGGUAUAUCUGAGAGAACCACCUAUUUGAAAGAGCUGUGUAGUACUUGAGACAUUUCUUCCUAUAAUUUGAAGAACAGUGGAUUCCUGCUCACAUGUGCAUGCACUUCACAAGUUGCAGUUUUUGAGGCAUCUCACAUAAUCUGUCUCUGCAGCGGGGCUGCAAUGGUUAUGAAAAUGUGUGGAUGCUACACAUGUGAAAAGACAGUAAUUGUAUUAACGCAGCUGUGAUGGCAAAUGUAAAAUAUGCUCAGGAGUAAACCUCAGGGUUUGGUUUUUUUUUUAGUAUUUCAGGUGACAUUUAUAAUCAAAUGGCAUUAUUCUCUUAGAUAUGGCAUUAUUCUGUUAGAUACUUGAUGCCUCUUGCUGUAGCCUUAGCUAUGCUUUCUUUAACGUGACAUCUAUCAUGCUUUUUGUGCCACUGUCCUGUUUUCAAUUAUGAAUUGAAUUCAGGCUACAAAUAAUGUGUUGUUAAAUUAAAUGAUGGAAUGCAUUAUAUCUUGCUGACCGGGGGGUGGCACCUGUACAGAACUGGCUUGUCAUAUGUAAAUAAUUUAUGGGACAGGAAUUGGAUGUGUCAAGAAUUACAGCUUUAGCAGAGCAACUUGAUUCUCAUCUUUCACCACUUCUUGAAGUAAGUACUGUAUUUUUAUGUGAAGAGCACAGCUGGAACUACAGAGUAGCGGGUCGAAACUUGAAUCUGAAAAUAUGAGGCCAAAGCAGAGAGGCAUUUAUUAGUUGUUCUGAUAUCGCGUUUAUAAAUUUUUCUAUAGCGGUGUUUAGGGGUAUCCCAAGUGCUUCAUUUGAUGAGGUCCUUCUCCUUCCCUGUGGGCUCCUGGGGUUCAGAGAUGAGUAAAUCCAAGGGGAUCUGAGAGCUGAAAGAAAAACUGUACAGCUAAACAAACACAGUUCCUUCAGUAGCUCCCAAUUUUAAGAAUAAGUUGAGCAUUGUAGAUGCUUUUGAUGGUUGUUUUAUCUGUGCAAUUAAAAUAAUUUAGUUUCCUAGCAGUGUCUAGAUCAGUGAUUUCAAGUUCUGGGGCUUGGGAAGUGCUGUCAGCCUCAGACUUCCUUGUAAACCAUAGAUGUCAUCAGGAGAGAUUAAAAAAAAUUAAUUAUAAUCGUAAUGCAUGGUAUUUAUGGCACCAGUAGCCUGUGCUUCACUCUGAAGGUUACCCUUGGUGAAGUAUGGAUUAACUUUGUCCUUCCCGAGGCCAAAUAGCAUGAGUGUAUAUUUGGAUGGAUAGACACGGGGCAUUUCUGUGUGGAUAGGUCUUAUUUCUACAUCAGACUCUGAUUGUUCAGUGGGAGGGUGGGCAGAGGCGGUACGUGGCAGUGUGCUGCCCAGCCUGUCACCCUGUGCCUUCUCCUAUUGGCGGAGGAUCUUCAGAGAACCCUCUCUUCCUCACCUGUGGGUUUGGGAAAAGCCCAGUGAACUCUGCACCCCCCUUUGUGGAGGCCUGGGGAUGCCGUCCCCCCAACGCUUUAUUAUUUAUUUUACACUGCUCACACAACUUGCUGCUUAUCAAAGCUCUACAUGUUUGUGGAAGGUAUCGCGCCCCCACUUCCCUCUCUAAAUCAGGUGAAACCAUGACACACAUCAUGUUUCUUCAGUGGCUGCCCUUUUGAAUCACAGCCUGCAGAAUGAAUGGAUGGUCUUCUCAUCGAGUAACGUAGAGUAAGAAUGAGCUCACAUCCCUCUAACGCUGCCCUUCUGUAGCACUUCAUAAAAUUGUGUGGGUAUGUUUUGAUCUUGACGAAGUGUGGAUAUUUGGGUUGUGAACAUGUUUUCUGUGGAAACUCUUAGUCAUUAAUAACUGUAGUGACACAUUAAAAUAUCUCUUACUGUUCUUACUGCAAAGGGAAAAAUUGUAAGAGUGACAGAUUUCACUUGGAAAGUAAGCUUCUGAAAUUGAUACGCAUUAAGAGCAUUUAAUCGUAAUCCAGUUGUCAAUGCUGAACACUAAUACUGAAAGAGAAAAAAAUGAAUGGGGGUCUUGCCUAACCAGUUAUCCUCAUGCUUUGUAGUGUCAAAGCCAGAAAACGUCAAGUUUUGACUUGUUUAACCAAGCAAAAAUCCCUCUGGUGUUGUGCUGCUUCUCUCUGAGUGCAGCUUACUGCUGUUCUGCCCACAUGAUUCUUAUUUGCUUUUCUUCCUCUGAAGAACCACUUGGUGUUUUUCUCUUACAAGCGACAGUCCACUCCUGUCAGGGUAAACGUGCUGUCCUGGAAUGAGAUCGAGGGCUGCUGGUGAAAUGGGUUCCGUGUGGAUUCCAAGGCAAGUUGUUGUUGUUCGGCGCAUGCCAUCCAUGUCCUGCUUUUGUUAGCAGUCUGACCUCUGUGGCCACUGUAAAACUUGCAAAAUAGAACUGGCAAAAAUCAGUGAUACAGAAGACUAAAUGACUAAUGUAAACAUUUCCCUUGGGACUCACAGUGAUACUUUGUAAUUAUACCCGCGUUAUGAGGAGUUAAAUUGGAUUUGGGGUUGAUGUAUGACAUGUUAGUGUUAAAAAUCUAUGCAACGCUGCUGAAGUGCUCAUAAAUCCAUUAUGUAUUCAUUUUAUAAUAAUUUUUUUUUUUUGUAACUUCAAAUAUGUUUUGAAACUUUAGCUCUUAAAGAUUUGCAUUUCUUUCACUUAGUGCAAGGAGCUUUAAAUUAGUUUACUGUAUGAACUGAGAGAGGAAGAGGUAUGUUCCUUCAAGCGUGAUGAAGGUGCUCCAAGUGCUGGUAUGAUGCUAUGAGCUGAAUUUGUAUCUGAAAAUGAGCAUUUGAGGUAAACACCAAAGACUCCAGCUGCUCUUUUUUUUUUGUAUCCCAUGUUCUCAGAAGUUCUGUGUCCUUUUUCUGCCUUCUGUAGUCUUCUGUGUGGUUUUGUUGUGAGGUGGUUGUGUUGGUUUUUGUUGUUGUUUUUCUUGUCCCCCUCUGUCUCUUACCUUUUUACCUGUUCUUUUUUUCUCUUUCAUCACUUCUACCAUCCUUCACUACAAUUUGAGAUGGAAAAGCAAUAUUUUGGAUUCUUCUGUUGUUCUUCCUCAUGCUUAGUCUUUGUAUUGCUGUGUUGUAGGAUCGUAAACUGGGAGGGAUGUAGCAUACUGUUUAUAUGGGCAUUAUAUGAGCGUUACAAACAAACUCCUCCCUGCUCAAAUGAACGUUAAAGUUGCAGACUCAAGGCUCUCUGAUUUUAAGAAAUGCUGGAGUGAAGGUUUUCUCUCCCAUCUUGAGUCAGGUUCCAUCUGUGUAGUGUUUUUGCUGUAUUCUGACCAAAUGCUGUUUUUUCCCAAGGGACUUUGGCCUCAUUUGUUCGACAAGAUGCACAGUGUUCACUCACUGGAUAGAUAGGUUGUCAGGGUUUUAAAUUCCACUAUUCAGACCAGACCAUCCAAAAUCAUAAGUAAAUUCUGGAUUAAUAUUUCCUUCCUGGAAAGGGAACUGAGAUAUUGGCUUCCUGGGGGUGCUUCUUAAUAUUUCCUAACAGAAGUACCUCACCUUUCAUUCAUGGUUGUGAAAGGUUAAUGCUUCUGUGCAGACUCUUGAAUUACUCCAAGCACUUAUGGAAAUCUUUGUGUGGCUUACUGUGGUUACUUUAAAAAAAAAAAAAGGUCUGAAGAGGCAGUCCUAAAAUCAAUAUAAUAUGUGACAUUUGAACAUCUUAGCCAGACACGUUGUUUUCUUUCUGUAGUCCUCUGCCUCAUUAAUUAUGAGAAGAUAGAGGCACAUCUUGACAGUGAUCCCUGGUCACUUGGCUGUACACCAGGAGGCUGAGGAAAUCCAGCAAUGGUGGGUACGGCUCCAAGCUCUGGAGCUACACAUGCUGUAGUGGCUGCAUCUCCAGGGCUGCCCGCCAACUGCAUCUCACACGUCUGCCUUCUCACUGCUGUUUCUUUUUCUGUUCCUGUUCUGACCUCUUAAUUCCUCUUUUUAUUUUACUCCUAGCCUGCACCCUAGCCGUGUCCCUGACGGCACGCACAAGAGGAGAAUUCACCUCUCUCAGUCCUAGGAUGAAGUGUCCUCAGCUGUGCUGGUUAGGUGGUGUCACAGAAGGGAGAAGUUGUGAAAUCCUGUAUGUCUCUCUGUGUCCUGUGAGAGCAGGGUGGGUCUGCAGCUGGGCCAGCCUUGAGCAGCUCUCCCUUGUGAUGCACACACCAGACGAGGAACUGACCUCCUCUGCACUGCUGCCUGGUCUGUAACAGCUGUAGUGUCCCUGCAGGUUUUUAACUGUUCUUGGCUGGGUGCGAAAGGGUGCGUGGAAUAUUAUCCAAUUUAAAAACAUUCAGAAGUGAUUGAGCUGUCUCAGCUGCUUUAAAAAAAAUAAAUAAGUAAAGUUUGAGUGUAGUCUGAGAGAUGGUUAAAGGAAGUAUUUGGACACGUAAGGCCCACACUUCCUGUAGUUGGGCAAGGUGGACCAACAUGGGGGUCUGACAAGCACUGGCUUCUAAGUAUUACUGCCUGCAUAAUGUAACUGCUCUUAAAGGUAAAAACUAAAUCUAUGCUAUGUUGUCAUAGCAUGUUCCAAAGCAAUGCAUUGGAAGGCAAUUUAAAUAAGGCCCAGAAAAAAAAAAAUUAUAUAUAUAUAUAUAUAUAUGUAUUUCAUAUGCAUUCAAGUACUGAGCAGUUCUCUGAAUAUGAAAUACAACAAGAGCUGUAGAAAACUUCUAGAAAAUCUGUGGUUCAAAAGUGUUGCACUAGCAUCAAAUUAUAGAGUUGUUUUCAGAAUUCCUAGCUUUGAAACAUGAUAUGGUUUUGAAAGCAAGUUAUUUGCACUGAAAGUGUUUCUGCUCUUUCAAUGUUUUUCGUUGUCUGAAAAGAAUCUUCACUUGAGAAGAAAGCUUUUAUUUGAGGAACAAGCUUGACCUGCAGCUCUGUAGGAAGAUUACUGACACUUAUGAAAAUGGACGGGAAAGUAGAGGGGUGGGGAGCUGUGCCAUCAUAGGUAAGGAAUGAGUGCCGUUGCUACAUCUAAAGAAAACAAAAACAAACAGACCCUGCUGUCCCACCAUACUUUGUAGAGGUUUUUUUUCUGUUUCUGUUGCAAGUGAAGAUACUUGAAUUGUCAGGGCAUAGGAAAGUUAUGUAAGGAGAGAAAGGAGUGAUGCAAUUAAAAAGUGUUAGUUAGAGUAGGAGCCAAUGUUCUCCAGUGAGGUGAAUUUUAGUUUUAUUUGGUGGGUUCACUUGCAUUAAAAACAUCUUCACUGUUUUCAUGAUAGAUGUUCAAGUAAUAUAUGACUCAUUUUCUGUUCCUCUUUGUGUUUUACAAGUGAGGCAGUUAAUAUCUAGACUUGACUAUAAAUCUUCUGGUAUCAAUUUAAAAUCCAGUUUUAUCCCACGUAUCUUCCAGCGCUAUAUUUCUUUGCUUGAGGUGAAAUUUCUCUCUUCUUGCUUUAGCUGGCUAGAAGGUGUAGGAAGCCAGGCAUCUUCAAGACCAGUGAAGGAAGGAGGAGGAGGAACUUCAUGCGUAUCCUUGAAAACACAUGUAUGCCAGAAAUGAGCAGCUACUCUCUGGGUGAAUAAGCAUAACUGAACAGUGUGUAUUACUGUCAUGUCUUUCGCACAUUAUGCAGUCAGCAUAACUGGUGUUGAACCCUUUUCCUCUCUUCCAGACUGUACUUGUGGCUAUACAAAUAUAGCAAAUUGGUUAUGCAAAUAUGCCACAGAUAACGAAGAAUCGAUAGUCCUCACUAGGUUGGGCUUCACAGUGUUGUUCUGACAUAGUGAAUUGCUGGGCUGAAUUGCUUUUCCUUUUUAUGUUCCAGCUGUCAGGUGGAGGGAUUUGUUUUCUUCUAAUGCAGCCAUACUUUCUGCCCAUAACCCAGAGUUUUGGUUAAAAUCUUCCUAUACAGAUAGAUAGUAGCAGUGUUGGACUUGUGCUCAGCCACAGCAACCUGAAUACAUUUGCUAUUGCUAUAGCAGUUGCGGCAUAAGUUAUUAACAAUUGUGAAGCUUUUGAAUCAUCUUAAAACAAAUAAAUAAAUGCGUGUAGUCACCAGCAGCCUUAUGGGAUUAGCGUUUUUUGAGCGCUUCCUCUGUGUGACCGUGAGAGUAGUGUUUGUUGAGAUUACAAAUUAGACUGCGGUUGGAAUAUUUUCCUGUUACGGAUCAGUUCUGGAUUCUUCCUUUCUUCUCCUCACUCCGUCAGGCCUGUGUUGUGGUUGUUGUCCUCCUCAGCGAAGGGCCUGCAUCGAAUUAGGCUUUGUUUGCUGCUGCGCCCACCUCAGGUGCAGCGCCUCUGGGAUCUUUCCUCCUAAGCCUUCUUUGUCUUGGAAAACUAUGGGCUGUAGUUUAUAAAACUUAUUUAGAUUCUUUUGGCUGAGAAGUGCAAUGAAAUUUUAAUGUGCAACUUUAUAAUGAUGUGUAAUGUUAGUGCAUAAUUUUGUAAGCUCUGCAGACACUUAAUUUGCGCUUCCCCCCUGCAGAUGCAUACACAUAUAAAUCAUUACCAGUUUGGGCUAUAAAUAUUUUCAAGUUACAGUUUUGUUCUUGAGCUUAUAGAAUUGAAAUAGCAUUAAUUGGAUUAAGUGUAAAACGUGCAGAAGAAAAAGUCUGUGAACCAUGUGAUUUUUGUUCAGUAAACAGUUCAGUGUACUCAAAUGUGCUUAUCUCUAGAUUUAUUGUGAAAAAGCCAUCAGUGGGUCAGGAGACUAACAGCAGUAAGUUAGCCUAAGGUACUAAGCCUUGGUUAUAAAAAUCUCCUUUAAAAACGAGGUAGAGUUCUUAUUGCUGACUUCUGUGUCUGAGCACAGUUCUACAUCAGGCUACCUGGUCUCUUUUCUUUUUCAUUUUUUUUUUAGUUGAAGUUUCAUCUGUCCAUAUCAAGUUCCGUGUAGCAUACUCCAGAAUCACAGAACUUGAGAAGCGUUUAGAUUCUUCUUUAUGGUGUGCAUUUGUUCUUUAAAUGAGCUACUAGAAUCAUAGAAUCGUUUGGGUUGGAAGAGACCCUUAUUAAAGGUCAUCUAGUUCAACUCCCCCUGCAGUGAGCAGGGGCACCUACAGCUAGACUGGGUUGCUCAGAACCCCACCACGCCUGACCUUGAGUGUCUACAAAAAUGGGGCAUCUACCACCUCUCAGGGCAAUCUGUUCCAGUGCCUCACCACCCUUAUUGUUAAAAACUUCUUCCUUAGGUCCAGUCAAAAUCACCCUUCUGUUACUUUGAAACCAUUUCCCCUUGUCCUAUCACAGCAGACCCUGCUAAAGAGUUCUGUUCCCUUCUUUCUUACAGCCCCUCUUUAGAUACUGACAGGCUGCUCCCAGGUCUCCCCAGGGCUUUCUCUCCUCCAGGCUGAACAGCCCCAGCUGUCUCAGCCUGUCCUCAUAGGGAAGGUGUUCCAUCUCUUGGAUUAUUUUUGUGGCCCUCCUCUGAACUCACUCUUAACAGGUGCACAUUUCUGCAGUACUGAGGACUCCACAUCUGGACACGGUACUCCAGGUGGGGUCUCAGCAGUGCAGAGUAGAGAGGGGCAGGAUCGACUCCCUCAGCCUGCUGACCAUGCUUCUUUUGAUGCUACCCAGGGUAUGGUUGGCUUUCUGGGCUGCAGCUGAUGUUACUGGUUUGCCAUUGUCCAGCUUGCCGUUCCCCUGUACCUCCAGGUGCAUUUGAGCAGAGUUGUGCCCUGUUGUUACUUCCCCCAGCUUGUACUGAUAGCGGGAGUUGCCACAACCAGUGUGCAGGGACUUGUGCUUGGAUUUGUUUAACCUCAUGAAGUUCUCCUGGGCCCACUGCUUGAGCAUGUUUAGGUCUCUCUGAAUGGCAUCCUGUCCCUCAGGCGUGUCCCCUGUACCACACAGCUUGGUGUCACCUGCAAACUUUCUGAGAGUGCACUUGUUCCUACUGUUGAUGUCAUUGAUGAAGAUAUUAAAGAGCACCGGUUCCAGUACUGACCCCCGAGGAACACCACUUAUCACUGAUCUCCAUUCAGAGAUUGAGCUGUUGGCCACAACUCUCUGGGUAUGAUUUCACAACCAGUUCCUCAUCCAUCAAACAGUCCACCUAUCAAAUGCUUAUCUUUCCAAUCUGGGGAGAAGGAUGUUAAGGUGGACUGUGUCAGAAACCUUACUGAAGUCCAGAUGGAUGACAUCAGUGGCUCUUCCAUUGUCUGCUGACACAGUUGUGCCAUCACAAAAAGCAAUAAGAUUGGUCAGUCAAAACCUGCCCUUAAGUGAAGCCAUGUUAGUUAUCCUUUUUCACCUCCCUCUCUUCCAUGUGCCUUACCAUGGCUUCCAGGAUGAUCUGCUCCAUUACAAUUUAUGACUGUAGGAAUGUGCUUAAGAUGGAUAAGCCCACUGCAAACUUCUAUUAUAAAAACUUUUUAAAAUCUAGAUCAAUAAGAAAUAUAAUGGUAGAAGCCUCAUUUCUUGAAAAGAGGUAGAUAUGGAAGUGGUUAAGGAAGCCUGUAUUAGUGCAGCAGAAGCAUAUUGCUCCCAUACACUUCAUGUUACUGACACAUGUUAAUCAUGAUGUACUUCAAAGGAGUAAACUACUGAAACAUUUCCAUUUGUUUAUGCUUUUAUCUUGAGAUGUUUGGUCAUAAUUUAGGAAUGCUUUACUCUGAAAGAGAAGUAUGAGUAGUUUAAUUGAAUUUAAUUGAAAACUUUUACUUUAAAAAGUUGUUUUUUUUAUUUAUACACUGCAGCCAUUCUAAAUGACAUUAAAUAGUAAUUAUGCCAAUUAAAAAAGAUUAUGAUCUUUCAUGCUUUGGUGGAAACUUUGAGCUUUGUUUGAGUGGUUUUUGAAGAUUUUUGGUUGGCCAAUUCCUUUUAGAAGCUGAAUUUCGUGUCUUAAGCAUCAGCCUCUCUAGAUUUCAUUUGAGUACUAAUGCCUCUAGUUUCUCUUUGUUACAGGUAAUACAUUUGAAGAUGGUGAGGUUUUUUGGUCCCUCCCCCUCCCGCCUUCUUUCCCCCAUUAGAGAGAAGUCCAGAGUCUUCUAGAAUACCUCCAGUUUUUAAAUUCUGCAGUGAUAAUUGCAUUCUCGAUUUGCAAAUGUGAGCAGUGCUGAAGACACUCUCCAAAACUGACAUGAUGCCAUCAGGUACACAUUACAGCAUCAGGCAACCGUUUUACGGUACCCCUCAGAACAAAUGGUAUAUAACACAAAAUUGUGGCUGUUCUACAAUUCUUUUACAACAUUUUGCUUUCUUGUUGAAUUCAGCAGGUAGUCCUCAAAUGGACUUCUUUGUUGUAUAUUCUUCUUACAACAGUUCAAGCUCUCCUUUUGAGAAAUGUCGAAUCACACCAUGGCAGUUUAAUGGUGCAGAGAACAGGCCAUGAUAACCCUAGGCAUGGUAGAAGGCUCUGAUCCUGUCCUCAAGAUCAGAGUGGCAAGUAAGGGAGAUAUAGAAUUUAAAGUAUUAUACUUUUGUGAACGUGUCUCUCGUUUGUGUCCAGACAGGAGACCGGCAGUACUGCCUUUCGUUUGUUCCAGUAGGCACGUUUGUGAAGCAAACCCUUUGUAUUAUUCAGGUGUUGAAAAGUAUGGGAGGCACUUCCUAGGUAAUGUCAUUGUUAAGCUUUGAUCUGGCAUUGUUUUGCUUUCCUUUUUUAGGACCUUCCCAUAGGACUGUCCCCUUUUGUUCUGAUCCAGAGGGUGUCUCCUGAAAUGCUACUGAAAGGUCUUUAAACUGUUCCUUGUUGAUGUGAUUUCAUUUCUUGCAGACGGUGUCUCAGAUCACCAUUCCAUGGGGUGAGAAGUAAACCUUUUCUUAGAGUUAUUCUCCCUGUCUACCCCUCUUGGGAAUGCCCAUGUUGCUAGUCAUAGCCCGUGAAAGGUGUUUUGCGUAGGAAGUUGAGAACUUUAGGUGGAGAGAUUUUUGAGAACUAUCUUGGGAAUCAAAGAGAAAUGAAGAUCUUGGGUGGUAUGGACUUAGGAAAGUGCUGUGUUCUUCUCAGUUUGAAGUAAAAGACGAUCAGUUAUGCAAGGUGCCAGCUUCUUCUAGGAGGAUGUUAGGGAAGAAUGAUCUACAUCCAAUGUACUUUACCUCUGUGGUGUUAGUCUUCCGAUUGAAAUGUUAACCUGCAAAGCAGUGGCUUUGAUGCAGUCAUGUUUGAGCAGAAAAUUUAUGAUCGUGGCUGCUGUAAAGCGCUUUGCUUUAUCUUCCUUCCCCCCCUUCCUCCCCACCCCCCAUUCAUAGAAGCUUCAUGGCAAACUUGGCAAAAAUGGCCAGCCAGCGCAAGUGUAUGUAUGAUGGGGAAAUGGGCAAAUAAAUAAAGAGAUCCUGCCAGCCUGUGAACUGGCUGCAGAGUUACUGUGAGAACAAGUGGAGAAGUUGGUUGGCAGACGCUGCUUCAAUAAAUCUGGAAAGUCGUUUUUUCAGUGCUCAUUGCUAGACAACUCGCAAACUUUGCCUUAGGCUCUAACAAUUAUCUCUGAUUUCCAGCAAGGCUGUUGAAUUAAAGAGAACUGCUUCAUCAGGAAGAGACAGGGACUAGUUCCUAAAGAGAUCUUUCAGGUAGUUUGUUGGGCUCUUCUCCAGCAGAACCUUGUGUAGGAAGCUGUUGCUCUUCUGGGUUCUUCUCAGAAAAUUUGAUUUUUGGAGGUCACAGAUCAUGUCAUGGACGAAGCAAGAUCCUGGGUCACAAACUCAUAUAAAGGUGGUAGAAGAGAGAUGUGCAUCUGUUGGCGAUGUGACAAAUACCUCACUGAGUAUCUGUUGGAAAUUGUCUGAGUGAAGGUGAAGGAUGCCUUUUUCUGAAUCUGUAGAAAGCAUACUUCUGCACAACAUCUCCAUCUCUGCAUUUUUAUUCUGCUUUGGUACCCGCUUUAAGGUGAGCACUGUGCCAGGAAAAGCAGGUGGGCAGAAACGUCCAGUUGCUUUCCAUGUCACUAGUGCUUUUUUAAUGAGUUUGUUGAUAAGCUACUAACUCACAAUAGAAAAGGUGUCUUGGGACUGAUCUGCAAAGUGAGGUAAGGGAAACUUCACAGGAGAGGAACCUGAAAUCUGUCCUGUCACUUUCCUCUGGACUUGCUCUUCUCUCUACACAUGCUUGUCCAAAGUUAGCCUUCUUCCUAGCAGUGAAAUCUGCUAGGAAUUUCUUAACAUCUUUGAGUGAGUCUGUUUCCAGGACCUGGAGCGUGCCCCUUUCUAUCAGUAGAUCAGAGUUCUGGGUAUUUACUGCUACAGCCUGAGCGCCUGUUAGCAUAGGCUUGCAGGACUGAUGUCUCUGCAGGUUAACAGUUACUGUAUUAAGCUUUUUUUGUCUUCUCAGACUUCAUACAGAGGAACAGAAGCUGCAUUCCUUACAUUGCCUCCAUAGGGAGUGAAUGAAGGAGGGAAGAAGUGCCUUUUGGUACAAGGCAGAAACCUAGCACUGUAGUACUGUCAGCCCUGUUUUUCCUACCUGUUGCUUCUGGUACUCAGUAGUGGUGGUAUUUGGCUUUUUUUCCUUGUCCCAUUUGAUCUUUAUACUUUCAGAAGUGAGUGAAAAUGAGUCCACAGAACUCAAAGGGAGCCUGAAAAGCCAACUUUAAUUUAGACAUCUUUGUAUCUUAGUGUGAGCUUUUCCUUUAUGCUUUUAUUUUAUUAAAUAAAUGAUGAGACUUGAGCUUCCAAAAUGUUUUGGUUUGUUUUUCUGCAAAUUGAUACUGUAAGUUAAGGUGCGUUCAGAAGUUGAGAUAUGUACAAGACCAGAGUUUGUACCAGGAUCAUUUUUAGUCAAUUUGUGUUUUUUUUUGUUUAUUGUAUAUUGCUACAGUAACUUUCUUUAAGGGACAAAUGCCAACAAAUAUGUAGCAAGAUAAAUUGGAAUAUGAAGCAGCCUGGGGAUGAUGCUAAUUGGGAAAAGUUUUAAAAUAUGUAUAAUAUUUUUAUACUUUAUGCAACUAUUGUGUUAUCCCCAACGUUAACUUGGGAGCAUUAUGGGGGCUGUUUUAUUGUGCUGGAAUCUUACAUAGCUGAUUCAGGAUCAGCUCUGGAUGCUUGUUCCUAGAAGCUUAUAAUUCAUUCCAGGUAAAAUACUGCAGGAGAAGGGAAGAGCAUGGAUAGUAACAUGUAAUAGUGAAAUCUGAUGUAAAGCACUAAGUGUUCUGAUGUGUCCUUCCUUAGAGGAACGGCUGUUAAUAUAUUGCAAACAAUCAGUCUUAGUGUAGUUUGGUUCAUACAGGUGCUUGCAUAGUGGCAUGGUUUUCUUUAUUCAGAAGACCUUUGCUUUUAGACUUUAGAAAGUGAGCUUCUUUGGCUGCCAUCUCAAUAUUAGUAGUGCCACUUAAAAACUGCUGAGCAAAAUGCUGUUCUGAUCCAUCAUCAAAAAUAGGUGCGUGGAGUGGCAUAGACUGUACUGAAACAAUAAUCUGACAUCAAGUGUUCUUCCAUUAUCAUCUGUUAAACAUUUAAAUAAAGAUUUGCCUUGCGAGAAGUAAUUGUAGCUGUACUUCUACAUGCUAAAUGCAAUUAGGUUGUUGUAAUUUUGCUGGAUAAAUACAGGUGCUCUGCAAAGACUGCCCUGUUUGGUGAAGAAUUUUAAGUAAGCAUUGAAGCUGAAGAGGCUUUAGUGUACCUGGCCAGAGACAGUUAUGCAGGUGACCAUUCCAUUAUGAAAGAAUAUACUACAUUAUUCAAUGUGAAAACCAGCUUUUCUUGUUGUUCUUGUGUGAGAGAAAUGUUGUUAUCAAGGAGUUUUAGACCAUGAUGCUGUUCUUGUAGUUAUUUUUGUUCUUUUUUUUUCCCCUUUGGAUUUUUCUCUCUUGCUGUAUGCUUAAAACAAGAGGAAGAGAGAAUGAAGGGAAAAGAAAAGGGCUCUUUUACACUUCCCCAAAGCAAAGUAAUAUUCGGAUUUUAAUUUUGGAAUAGGCUCGGCUAUGCUGAUAUCAGUAGGAUCAGUGUGUCAAAACACCCUGGAGAGAUUGGCCCCAAUCCCACACUGAACAUGGCACCAACUGCGCUUAAGACGUACUCGUUUGUCAUUGGACUUCAUAGAGGCUGUGUGUAUAGUGUUUCAAGUUGAGGAGUAAGUUGUAGAAAAGUAAAAUAGAAGACUGAUUGAAAGGGCAUUAUUGAUUGUUUCAUGUUGAUGCUUUUUAAUUAGACACUAAGUAUUUUACCACGAGGCCGCCUUCUUUAUUCAGAUCCUUUCUUCUCUUUGUGUCUCUGUUGUUGAUAUCCACUUUGCAACAAAAACUCUUUUGCAAAGACACUUUGCUUGUUUGUCCUCCUCCUUGUGUCCUCUGCUGUCGGGUGACUCUUUGGGGUCGAUUGUUUUUGCUCCUGGUGCUGCAGAGUGCUUCUCUCGCUCGAGGCAAUUGGUGUGCCGGAGUGGGACACAGCGUGUGUGUGUGUGUGUGUGUGUGUGUGUGUGUGUGUGUGGGACCGGGGCAGCGCCGUUAAGAGUGAAACUAAUUAUCUGCAAAGUGCUUUCAAACCCAAUAAACAGAAAUAUUUAAAAUAUUUUCGGUAACUUUAGCUUGUGAGGAAGCAUUUGUUUGCAAAUGAAGCUGGCAAGUUCACGCGUUGUUGUUUUGUGAUUUUAACAAAGUCCAUGACAGCUAUUUAUUGAAGUCAUGUGCCCUUGUCUGUCUGGGGAGUAUGUGUAUGUAGAAGGUGGAAGCACAGCUUCUUAUUCUUGCAAAAGGAAGUCCUUCUGAGGUAUGUUGUUGUUCAUCGUGAGUUGCACUUCUGUGCUGCUGUUGUUGUUGUGUUACUGUACAAUUGCUGUACCAACCACCUAAAAAUAAGGCCACUUCAAGGUUAUCUAAUAUAUGUUGUAUUCUGUGGAUUUAAAUAGCAGUGACUGAAAUGCUUGAAACAUUCGUGGGAUAUUGUGCUGCCGUGUUGGGCUAAAAGAAGGUGUUAGAGAAGAAAGCUACACCACCAUGGGUGGCUUCUGGUGGACAAAAAGCUUGACGUAAGCCAGCAGUGAGUGCUUGCAGCCCAGAAGGCCAAACUGUGUCCUGGGCUGCAUCAGAAGAGGAGAGGCCAGUAGGGGGGAGGAGGGUUGUACCCCUCUGCUCUGCCCUCAUGAGGUCCUGUCUGGAGUACUGUGUCCAAGCCUGGGGUCCCCAGCACAGAAAAAAAUAAAAAUGUGGAGCUGUUGUGGUGGGUCCAGAGGAGGUCACAAGGGUGAUGAGAGAGCUGGAGUACCUCUGGAGACAGGCUGAGGGAGCUGGGCUUGUUCAGCCUAGAAAAGAGAGUGCUCUGAGGAGACCUCAUUGUGGCCUUCUAGUACCUGAGGGGAGCUUAUAAACAGGAGGGAGACUGACUGCUUACUUGGUCUGAUUGUGCUAGGAUGAGGGGGAACAUUUUUAAACUAAAAGAGCUGAGAUCUAGGUUAGAUGUGAGGAAGAAACUCUUUACUCAGGGUGAUGAGGCCCUUGCACAGACUGCCCAGAAAAGCUGUGGAUGGCCCAUUCCUGAAGGUGUUUAAGAUCCAGUUGGAUGCAGCCCUGGGCAGCCUGAGCUGGUGGCUGACAGCCCUGCCCAUGGCAGGGGGUUGGGAAUUGAUUAUCUUUAAGGUCCCUUUCAAUCCAAACCGUUUUGUGAUUCCAUGACCUUAACGAUGGUAGCAUCUGGCUGUAAAGCAAAAUUCCUAUGCUGGUGUUUGGCUCUGCUCAGCUGGCACAGCUGUGAUCUUGUAGCUCCACCUAAACACGGUGUUUGAAACAAGGAAAAGGAAAUUUGGAGCAAUCCUAAUCUCUUGCAGGAAGUAGAAGAAAAUUCAGUUUUGGUGUAAAAUGUGAUGUAGUUGCAAUGCUGUGUACUGAAAACCCUCAAAUGAGAGCCAUAAACUGUGCUGCAGAGUGCCAGGACGGGCCAGGGCCAGCGUGUCCCAAACUCCAGCCUGCAGAGCUGCGCUGUCAUUUCAAGGUGGUCACGGCUCAUUUCCGCAGCCACUGUGCUGCCAGCGCGGCCUGUGCUGCACAGCCUGGUUUAAGAGCACUGCAUCCAGCAGGCUGAGGAGUAUCUGGUUAACUUGUUCUGUCUCUGUGCAAACUUUGUAUUCAAUGUAACGCCGGUUUAGCAAUGCUAAAAAGGAUAAGUUGCUUUUGCUGGUUUCUUGUAACAAUUCUUUUUCCUUUCAGGCAUGAGCCUAGUGAUUAUACUGCUAUCCUCAUAUACCCACAGCUCCUUGGACCAGGCACUGCUUCUCUGUGCUUGGUGUUCAGAUGGAGCAUUCUUGGUGCCAUCUGUAUUUUAGAGAGUGCUCCAGCCCCAGGUACUGGUGUGACACUGACUGUACUUUGUAGGUUAUAAUGUCCUGUACUGAACACAGAAGUAGGAAGGGAGGUGUCCCACAAUCUCAAGGAUUUUCUGCAGAAGCUGGGAUGUUGUCUGUUCCUGUGGCCUUCAUGAACACAGCUGUAUUUUGCUGUAUACUUUUGUUGCAUUUGCUGAUGAAAUGAGAGCUCCAGCUUCCUGGGAGGGAUUUUGAUACUGCCUUCAUAUAUGGCUGUCUUGAUAGAACCAGAGAAGUUUUAAUAGUCUGAGUAUAGAGGGAUGGCUGUUAUAAAAUCACUCAUGUGCAAAUACAUAUCUGUUUAGCAAGAUGCUUGUAGCUGCUGUAGAGGAUCGGCCUUUUGGUAAACUUGUGCAGUUUGGCCUGAAACUGAUGGUUGUUUAUUCUGUCAUAGAGUCAGCUUUACAGUUCAAUCACUGAACAUCUUCUUUUGCCUCUUUUUGUUUGUUUCCUCCCAAGUAAUACAGCUUUUACACUGCUCAAAGACUUCAGCUUUGGUUUUUCCUUAAUCUCUGUUCAAACUCGCAGAAGAAUAUUGCCAAACUUAAAGACUUCACAAGCAUUACGUUUGGUACCCAUGACCCAACAUUCUUCCCUCUGCUGAUAUCGUGUCAAUCCUUUCCUCUUACCUGGCUACAGUUUCCUCGUUUCACAAAGCCUUUUCUUUGUAACCUCUGCCCUGUUCUUGAUACAUUAGUCAGGUGUCGCAAUGGUCCUGAUGCUGUCCUAUGGGUCACCACAACCUUUCCCUUUCUGCAAUCAGAUUGUAGAUUGUGAAACUAAAGGAAGUUUAAUUGCAUUGCAGAGGGAGAGAAUUUUACAGCCUGCUCUAUUAUCAGAGAGAAGGAGAUAGGUGCUGGGGAGUUCUCUUUUCCCUUCCUUUUUCCUGUUGGCAACGGGACUGGCUGUGCUGUAGACCAGUCAGGAAAGAAAUUGAUGUAUCUGUUAAUUUCAAGGUACUGGAAUGGAAACAAAGAAGAAAGUAUCGCAGAGGAAGUUCUUGUAUUCUGUAGUGAUGCAGAUUUACUAACGGAAGGUCAAUCAUUUUUAAUUUAUGUCAAUGUUACCUGCUUUGUAAUAAUGAAACAGGUUUUUUAAGGGACUCGGAAAUUGUAUUGAACUGUAUUACUGACUUGAAACAUCUUUCUGUCUCUUGAAAACUAAAUCGCAUACAAAAUGCUCGGAAAUCUUGUUCACAUCUUGUCAGUUUAAUGCAGCUGACGGGGGUGAUUACAGACACAUCUGUGAAUGCUUUUAUGCUGUGGUGGUUUCAGGACCAUUAUGUUUUGGCUGUAAAAUAGUUGCCUAGUAACUAAUCCUUUACAUUGGGUGUCCCCUAGGACUGUCUUUGGAACUGGUUACACCUUGCAAGUUGAAUUGCUCUCAUUUAAGCUAAGAUGGGAAUGCAAAGGUCUUGCAGCUCAGAGUUUCUCUUUCCAUGGAAGCAGAAAUGUCUCAUCAGUUUGCUGGAACGCCUGUGGAAAGAGAAGUGGCUUUGGGUGGUAUGGCAGUACGUAUCAAUGUCACAUGGCGAUGUCAAGGAAGGAAAUAUUGGGAAGCCACAUGCUGUUAACCAGGGCCAAAUAAUUAAUAUGUCAGGAUUCAGCUUUAUCUUCAGUUUGUUGUCUGUGUGUUCUGAAUACAACAACAAAAGUCUGUGAUUUAAUGCUUUUGGGUCAAAGUGGGAAACUGGACUGGUGUUCUAGAGGUGGACAUCUACAGAUAGGCCUUUGUCAGGUCUGCUGUUCAUUCAGAGAAAAGUUCCUGAGAUGUCAGUUUCAUUGAUUUCAGUGCUGCAGUGAUGUGGGUUGGAAUUUGAUCCCCUUAGAGAGUGCUGCUGUGGGGACAGUGCUGUCACCAGGCCAGGGAAAAGGCUGCUUAAGUGCUACCGGUGCUUUGGCCUCUUGUUGGGAACCUGAAGAUACUUUUGGUUUCCUGUUAGCAUCAGUAAUGUUUCCAACUUUUAAUCUUUCCUGAAUUAGAGUCUGGGUUUAAGGUAACAGUUGCCUGCAGUGGAUGUUUUGAAAGAACCACUGGAAAAUCAGCUAGAAUAUUUUGGGUACUUGUAAUGUUGGGGGAACAGAGCAGAUCUGUGAGACCCAAGAAGUUUGUAGCAUCAACAAGAAACUUUGUCAUUUCAGUGACAUUGUAAACAUUUACUGGCCCAGCUAGGAACGUUAGUUUCUUCAUUGCUGUUUGACCAGAGAACCAUGUAAGGUUCCUUUUUUAUAUGCAUGUUUAUAUUCAUUUUGGGUUAUUUUAGCCCUGGAAAUGGCUCUGUGUAGAUAGAAGAAAGAAUCUUGUAGGAAGGGAAUCUUAUAGUGAAGACGUGCAUCUGGAAUUAAGUUUUAGAAAUACAUUCCUUGGAAUCUCUUCUCUAUGACUAUUUCUGUAGAAAAGGGCUUCCCUUUGUGCAAGCUGAAUGGAGGUGAGGAGAUUAUUUGCUCUAUUAGAAGUGAGCCUAAGCAGUGUUGCAUUAAGAAAUUGCAUUUUUUUUCCUUAUUCUUCCCCACAAGGGUUAAUCUACAGAACUGUGAGACACGAUCCUCAUAUUUACAAAACAAGGAAGGCAGGUGAUUGUGUGCUUUUCCCCUCAUGCCACACAAAGUUUGCUUUCUUAUCUGAACAUUGUCUGAAGAAACUGCCAGCGUUCAUUCUUGCAGUCAGUCGUGGUCUGUUCAGAGAGGGGCCAGGUUGGUGUCUUUGGAACACCCAUUUUGUGUGCUCUUGUGCACUUAACCUUUUAAAGUCUGUCUAGAGGUUCUCUGACAGUCUGAAAUCUGAGUAGAGUACUUCACCAUUUAUAGUCAUCUUUAUUUAAAGCAAAUGGUCUUUCCAUAUGAAAUUCCUAGCUCAGAUCAAAUUGUUAGUGGGUGUAGCCAUCCCAGGUACUGAGAAAGGCACCGGUUUGUGCACGGAUAUGAGAAGUGGAUUUAAAAGUUAUCUGAGGUGCAAUAUGAGGAGGAAUUAAAAGCGGAAGAUAAAGAAGGAGUUGCCCGAUCAUACGGGGUAGUGCAGAAAUCAGAGCAACCUGAAAAACAUUACCGAUAGUGAAUACUGCUGGCCAGAAACUGAAUAUCUGCUCAGGAUUUGAUAACUUUGAAUACCUUUCCAUUACUCUUUUGUGAUCUUUCCAGCGGUGAGAGAUAGAAUCAAGAACUUUGCUUAUAGAAACCUUACUUAUAGAGUUAAUAAGAAACUUUAAGUGCUAGCAGCUUAAAAACCUUUUGAAACCUGUGUUCAGCAGGGAGGCCUUUUUGUAGAGAUAGCGUGUGGGCACAUAUUUGUGUAUUGUGUCUGUGUCUUUGUAUGGGUUGUUGUACCUCCCUUCCCUUAACCUUGGUCAAAUCAAAGUUUUCUGCUAAGAUUGUUCUGUCAGCUGCUUGAUGCCUGUGAACAAGAAUGCAGUUAUAAGAUGCCAAACAGUGAAGCUUACUUUUGUCAAGUCAGCUGGACAAAACGAUGUUCAGAAAUGUGAAUGCCUUCAGAUGAUUUUCUUAUUAAUCUCUCAAAGCUAUUAAUCAAAACUUUCUUGCAUUAUUUUUCUUCCUGAAAGUCAGUUAAUUUUUUUUUUUUUUGUGCAUGGAAAUGGUUGCUGUAUUUCAGACUAUUAUAUGGAAGCAAAGGCGGUCUUUUUAAUUCCUGAAGUUGUUAAAGGAGAAUCAACUGACAGAACAGCCAUCAAGUAUUUGUUUUCCCUACCUCAAUUUACCUGCAUAGUAGGAAGCUUUAGGAGCCUCGCUCAGCUAUUUCUGAGUUCCUGUACUCGUCAGGCAUGACAUUCAGGUCAUGUAGGUGAACUUGUCCAUGAGGGAGUGGUGGUUCUGCUUUGACAUCUGUCUCCUGCUGAAGAUAAUAGUGGCAGUGUCUAUGGCGAGACAUGAUGCAAGAUUAUGACUUCUUUGUGUUUAAUGUUUGUUUUCUGCUAACUGCCUUUUGUGUAGUUGUUUUGAGCUCCUGCCAAAGUUGUGCAUGUCUGAGCACUUCCUAAAUCAUUUUGGAUUGUUUUAAGUGCACAUUGUUGGUGUCUGUUCUACUUUAGGUUUCAAGUGCUGCAUCCUGAUUUACUAAUGGCAAUUUAGAGCUGCCUCAGAUGAGAAUAAUAAGAUGCUGUUGAAACAGAAUAUGUGAAUGUGCUGCAGAUAAAUAUAGGAAGAAGCAAAUUUGACUUUAGUUUACUACACGUGUUUAAUUGAUCACAAGAAAUGGGAAAUAAGCUUAGCUGGAUGCAGAGAGCAGAUCUGUGUUGGUUUCAUUUUGUUACCAGCAAGCUUGAAAUCUGGCUCACCCACCUGCUUAGGCUGCCUUUGUAGUCAGUGGAUAGAGAUCACUGUAGAGAAUGAUCCCUCCCCUGAUACGUCUCUGGACUGACUCUAAAGCAAGCUUAAGUGUUGCUUUUGAAGGCAGGAGUCUUCAUGCAGCUGUCUGCUUAUGAUCUUCUACAUUACUGACAAAGACCUUGUGAUGCAGAUAUGCUUGGUCUGGUAGAGUGUAUAAAAGGACCUCAUUACCUAGAAGAAGCUUUUCUUUUUCUUUCUGUGUUAGUGCAGACAGGAGGAGAGAGAUUUUCUUGUAAACAAUUAGUUCCUGAAAAUGACCUGAAGUGGUUGGGAUUAGGAUGGCAGAUCAGCUGGUGAUUUUGUGAGGAUGUAAAAUCAAAGCACCGUAGGAAUAUCAUAAUGUGAAGAAAGAUGCUGAAAUAAGUUAGAGUUUCAACUGUAGCGAUAGCAAAACAAACUUGAAAAUAAUGGAAGUGCCAGUCAUUACAGACUAAUGAGUAUGAGUCUAGUGACUAAUGAGUAUGUGACUACAGCGAAAAUACCUUUCAAAGUCAUUCUUCUGCAAGGAAGAGUGCAGGCAUCCUUCUCCAGUUUUUAACUUGCAAAUACGAAACUACUGUAGCACAAUUAGAGCCAGACUAUAUUUUAUGAGCUUGGUGGAGAGGAGAUGUUAUGCAAAGUUGAUGUGUAUAUAUUACUGCUUUUUUUUUUUUUUUCCAUUGUGAACAUUGUUGUGACAUUUUGGCUGAGAUUUUUAAAUCAAAUAAUGAAACCUUUCCAAUAGGCAGGUUAUUCUGGUUGUCCAGGGCUAUACAUAAACUUAAAAUAUGUGUUUAAAACUGGGAUUAGUUUAUAUGGAGGCAAUUUUGUCCAAGUUAUGUAGUUUUGUUAUCUAGAAUUACUUGGGUCUGUUCAGCCUGGGGAAAAGAAGACAGAGGAGAACUGAUAAAUGUAAAUAUCUAAAGGGAGGUGGGAGACAAGUGAAUGAGACCAGGCUGUUCUUGGUGAUACGUAGCAAUAGGACAAGGUGAAGUGGCCUAAAACUUGAACGUAGGAAGUUCUGUACUAACAUGAAGAAGAACUUCUUUACAGUAAUGCUGACAGAGCACUGGAACAGGCUGCCCAGAGAGGUUCUGGAGUCUCUUUCUGUGGUGAUACUCAAGACCUGUCAGGACACCUAUGCAUGUGACCUGUUGUAGGGUACCCUGGGCACCCUGUGCUGGUGGCCCUGCUGGGCAGGGGGUGGAACAGAUGGACCCAGAGGGCCUGGCCAGCCUCAGCUGCUCUGUGACACUAUGAAAACUGUUGUGUGAAUACUUCACUGUGAAAUUAUGGUGAUUGCUCUUUGGUAAAGGUUUCAUGUUCACUUGGAGUUGAAAAGCACUUGCAGUAUGUAAUAAACCAUUGGGAUGAGCAGUGUGGUGUUAAGGGCCAAAAGGAAGCAGACAUUGUUUCAGGCUGUGUGAGUGCCUGCACAGAAGUCAUAGUGAAGUCCUAGUAGUGCUGUGUUCAGAGAUGUUAGGACCUCUUGUGGAGUACUGUACUUACAGAAGUACAGUAAACACUGAAAGGACUGAGGAGCAUCAUGAGUUUAGAAAAGAUUACCCACAAGAACAGAGCGAUGAACUCAAACUAUUUUCCUCCGGGAAUGAGAAUACAGGGGAGAGACUGUGCCUCAGGAGUGCGAAAGAAAAGCGAGAGGAAAAGCUACUCUUUUCCCACGGGGAACAGAUAAGAUAGUUGUGAAGUUUGUACAGAGGGCUUGUAGAAGGUUGGGGGAAUUUUGGGAAGUGCAUUCGGCCUGGAGUGGAUUCCUCCGAGAGGUUGUGUAAGGUCUUGUGUGGGCCUGGCAGGGGUGGUUGUUACCUCACGCACACCGGCUCCCACGGCGUGCAUGAGGUAACUGCAGAAGUCAGAGCUCAGCAGGAACCAAAAACUGCUGUCACAUCUAGGAGGUGGUAUAAGCUGCUAGCCUCUCUUGAAUAUGAGGUACGUCUUUGAUAGGCAGAAUUUCCCAUUCCAUGCAAAAUUGGUAAUCAAAGAAUUAACAUCUAAUUUGGGCCAGAAGAAUAUAGCCUGAUGCACAGCCCUUGGGCCAGAAGAACUCUCAUUUCAUAAAAUACAGAGGGCAAAAACCCUGUAAUGAGGUGGAAUUGCGUUGAUUUUAAUCAGUAUAGAUUUUGUGUGUAUAUGAAACAGCUAAUAUUUGUAUUAGCAAGCUUCAUUCUCAAAAUAACAUUAUGUACAUAUGUAACAAAAUGAUGAAAGUUGGCAUUUCCUCAUUCAAGAUGUAUCAGUUUUCAAAGUGUUUUGACUAGAGCUCUCUCAAGUAAUGUGCUGGUACUUGAGUAAGGUUUCAUUUGUUAUUCACCAUCCCAGGGAUGAGGAGGCUGGGGUGUUGUGGAAUUUCAUUGGUGCUAUUUAGUCAGCUGGUAAAAUCUGUCUUAUAAUGGCAAGAAACAGCCUGCUUCCGCUGAGCUCUGAGCCGAGCUCAGAGAUGCUUUGGUGCAGUUGGUUGAUGCUGCAUGGAAAUGAGGGAGAAUCUGAAGCGCAGCUACUUCUGUGGCACUGCCUAGAGAGGCUUUACAAGCCUUCUUGCAAGGGGAGGGGGAAAUUCCAUUUUAAAUGAUAAUUGUGAUACUAUUUACUGAUAAUACCCUAACAAACAGCUGUUGUUGCUGUGACUGUAAUACUGAUAGAGGAAAAGGAUGUAACUCUUCUCUAAUUUCUUGUAUGAUUUUUGUUCUAUUUGCAUGUCAGAUUUGGUACAUACACCCACCAGUAGUUUUAUAGGAUGCAAGAACCUUUCCACAAGUUGCAAGUCUGACUUUAAUGAAAUAAAGGAAACUUAGUACAGUCUGGAUGAUGAUAGCAUCAGAAAAAAAUAUCGUCAAUUGUACAGACGCUAGAACUUAAAGUGCAGAAUUGUAAGACAGAUAAAGAAGCCAGUGUUUCCAAUGAUAAAUUGUGAGCUUAAAACAGAAAGGGAAGGGGGUCUUGGAAACACCGAGGUUUUGUCUUACGGUGCUGGGGCUCCCUAGGGAUCUAGUUCCUCGUCAGAUAGAAAGGAUCGGUCUAUCUGUAAACUUUCAGUGUUACACACUGUAUUUUUACUGGAUAAAAUAGAAGAGGUACCAAACGCUGUGGAUAAGCAAGAAGUUUACUUGUUGAGGAAGGGAACUUCCUUUUUUGUCCUGUGGCUGCAGUAGGCACAGCUGGUUGUGCUGGGCCUUUUCGGGGCAGUGCUCUCAGCAGUGUGAAUGUGCCCUUUGGCUUCUUGGUGCAGUGAGAUAUAACUGUGUCUCUGUAUGGGGGAACUGAUUAUUUCACUAGCCCAGGGUCCUACAGUACCACUGCAUGCAUUAGGCUUGUAUGAUGUACUUUUUCUCUGAUGUAAUGUUCAUUUCCUGGACCACUUGAAGCCAGAACAUGGAGGUUCUGAACAUCGUGAAAGGUCAGAGUUUCUGCCUGCCUCAUUUCUUUUCUUUUUAUCCUCUCCCAUCACUUCUUCAGUGAACCACAGCUUUUGUCAGGAACUCCUCUGGUUUCCUUCCAUCUCUUUCAGAUUUAGAAACGUGAAUUCUGCUCCUCCAGUUUGUUUUUGUUUAUUUUGUUUUUCCAGUCAUCUCUGAAAACUGUUGAGGCGUGACUUUGUGCUUGUUCCCAUGCUGUCUCAAGGGUGGCUUGGAAGCAUCUCCCUAUUUCUUCUAAGGAGGCAAAGCUGCCUUGAAGCUGGAUAAUAGAAGGAGUCAGCCAGCAUUCAAGCAUUACUGGGGUUAGCAGAAAGAUGCACGCAGUUAAAAAGUAAUCUGGGGGAUGCUUGUGGUGUCUGAUGUGGCUUUCUUAUGGGACUAAUUCUGUAUUAUUUUUAGAAUAACUUGACGGAAUCAAGGCAUCUGAGCCUUUCCAUUUAGAAGUCUCUUAUUUUAACCUUAUAUUAAUCUUGGUGCACUAAGUGUGUUGAAAGGGAUUUUUUUCCGUUUGCGGAACAAUAAGAAUUGUGUGAAGUUUGGAAGGUAACGAUGUCUUGUCCCUAGUAAUGUUUUAUUAAUCUAAUUCGUUUACAGGAAGCGUUCAUCAGUCAAAAUUUACUUUCCUCAGCAGAGACAAAAAAUUAAUGGGCAGAAGAGCAGUGUGUAGGUGACAAACAGCAUGUUUGGUGCUUCAAGGAAGAAGUUUGUAGAGGGGGUUGAUGGUGACUACCAUGAUGAAAACAUGUACUACAGCCAAUCAUCGAUGUUCCCACAUCGGUCAGAAAAAGAUAUGCUGGCAUCACCGUCAACAUCAGGUCAGCUGUCUCAGUUUGGGGCAAGUUUAUACGGGCAACAAAGUGCACUAGGCCUUCCAAUGAGGGGAAUGAGCAACAAUACCCCUCAGUUAAAUCGCAGCUUAUCACAAGGCACUCAGUUACCGAGCCACGUAACGCCAACAACAGGGGUACCAACAAUGUCACUUCACACGCCUCCAUCUCCGAGCAGGGGGAUAUUGCCUAUGAAUCCUAGGAAUAUGAUGAACCACUCCCAGGUUGGUCAGGGCAUUGGAAUUCCCAGCAGGACAAACAGCAUGAGCAGUUCAGGGUUAGGCAGCCCCAACAGAAGCUCUCCAAGCAUAAUAUGUAUGCCAAAGCAGCAACCCUCUCGACAACCUUUUACUGUGAACAGUAUGUCUGGAUUUGGGAUGAACAGAAAUCAGGCAUUUGGAAUGAAUAACUCCUUAUCAAGUAACAUUUUUAAUGGAACAGAUGGAAGUGAAAAUGUGACAGGACUGGACCUCUCAGAUUUUCCAGCACUAGCAGACAGAAACAGAAGGGAAGGAAGUGGCAAUCCAACUCCAUUAAUAAACCCUUUAGCUGGAAGGGCUCCCUAUGUUGGGAUGGUAACAAAACCAGCAAGUGAGCAGUCCCAGGACUUUUCAAUACACAAUGAAGAUUUUCCAGCAUUACCAGGUUCCAGCUACAAAGACCCAACAUCAAGUAAUGAUGAUAAUAAAUCUAAUUUGAAUACAUCAGGCAAAACAUCAUCCAGCACAGAUGGGCCCAAGUUUCCUGGAGAUAAAAGUUCAACUACGCAAAACAACAACCAGCAGAAAAAAGGGAUCCAGGUGUUACCUGAUGGUCGGGUUACCAACAUUCCUCAAGGGAUGGUGACGGACCAGUUUGGAAUGAUUGGCUUGUUAACAUUCAUCAGGGCAGCAGAGACAGAUCCAGGAAUGGUACAUCUUGCAUUAGGAAGUGAUUUAACAACACUAGGUCUCAAUCUCAACUCUCCUGAAAAUCUUUAUCCCAAAUUUGCAUCACCUUGGGCAUCGUCACCUUGUCGACCUCAAGACAUAGACUUCCAUGUUCCAUCUGAAUACUUAACUAACAUUCACAUUAGGGAUAAGCUGGCUGCAAUAAAACUCGGCCGAUAUGGAGAAGAUCUCCUGUUUUAUCUCUAUUACAUGAAUGGAGGAGAUGUAUUACAGCUAUUAGCGGCAGUAGAGCUAUUUAACCGGGAUUGGAGAUACCACAAAGAAGAACGAGUAUGGAUCACCAGGGCACCCGGAAUGGAGCCAACAAUGAAAACCAAUACAUACGAGAGGGGAACAUAUUACUUCUUUGACUGUCUUAACUGGAGGAAAGUAGCUAAGGAGUUCCAUCUGGAAUAUGACAAAUUAGAAGAAAGGCCUCAUCUGCCAUCAACCUUCAACUACAACCCUGCUCAGCAAGCCUUCUAAAGACUUCCCUUUUCUUGGGGUAUGGCUGUCUCAGCACAAUACUCAACAUAACUGCAGAACUGAUGUGGCUCAGGCAUCCUGGUUUUAAUUCCUUGAGGAUCUGGCAAUUGGCUCAUGCGAAGGGUCACCAUUUGAGGUCCUGCCUUACUAAUUAUGUGCUGCCCAACAACUAAAUUUGUAAUUGUUUUUCUUUAGUUUGAGCAGGGUCUGAAUUUUUGUUUUUGUUUUAUUUUUGCCAGCAGACAAGCUUGGGUCUGUAAAGACAAGCGAGUACACUGACAAAAGUUUACCACUUAGUUUUCCAAAAUGUAAAAAGACAAAAAAUAAGAAAAAAGACAAAAAAUUAGACAACAAAAUUUGCAUUGUUCAUUGUAGCACUAUUGGUAAUAAAAAAUGUUUGUGCAUUUUUAUGUGAAGAUCCUUCUCGUAUUUCAUUUGGAAAGAUGAGCAAGGUUUGCUUCCUUCAUUUUACUUCCCCUUCUGUUUUUGAAAGGCAGUUUUCGCCAAGCUUAAUGCAAGAAUAUCUGACUGUUUAGAAGAAAGAUAUUGCCACAGUCUCUGGUUAGUUUCCAGAGUUGUGUAUUACUGAGCUUCAUCUUUCCAGAAUGAGCAAAACACUGUCCAGUCUUUGUUACGAUUUUGUAAUAAAUGUGUACAUUUUUUUUAAAUUUUUGGACAUCACAUGAAUAAAGGUAUGUAUGUACGAAUGUGUAUAUAUUAUAUAUAUGACAUCUAUUUUGGAAAAUGUUUGCCCUGCUGUACCUCAUUUUUAGGAGGUGUGCAUGGAUGCAAUAUAUGAAAACGGGACAUUCUGGAACUGCUGGUCAGGGGACUACUUUGUCGCCCUGUGCACUAAAGGGCCAGAUUUUCAGCAGCCAAGGACAUCCAUACCCAAGUGAAUGUGAUGGGACUUAAGUGAACUGAGACAAUUCACUCUGGCUGUUUGAACAGCAGCGUUUCAUAGGAAGAGAAAAAAAAGAUCAAUCUUGUAUUUUCUGACCACAUAAAGGCUUCUUCUCUUUGUAAUAAAGUAGAAAAGCUCUCCUCA
Gallus gallus (chicken) is the source of this 29735-nucleotide messenger RNA. It is a transcript of the gene CNOT2, whose product is annotated as CCR4-NOT transcription complex subunit 2. Gene Ontology annotation, biological process: regulation of stem cell population maintenance; regulation of DNA-templated transcription; nuclear-transcribed mRNA poly(A) tail shortening. Lineage: Eukaryota; Metazoa; Chordata; Aves; Galliformes; Phasianidae. The transcript has 15 exons. Gene Ontology annotation, cellular component: P-body; CCR4-NOT core complex. The record is from RefSeq and is a predicted model, not a curated record. Bases 27125 to 28687 code for a protein of 520 amino acids.